Adineta ricciae is the source of this 4635-nucleotide messenger RNA. The record is from the annotation of a GenBank genome assembly. Lineage: Eukaryota; Metazoa; Rotifera; Eurotatoria; Adinetida; Adinetidae.
AUGAUCAUUCACCUUAAAUAUAUUCUCUAUCUGACUUUCUUACACUGUGUUCCAAGUGUAUCACAACGAAAUCUUUAUUUUAGUGCCGAAGUAAAUAUUGAUUCAUUCGAUGAAAUAGGUCUACGAUAUAACUGUUUACGCUUUAAUGCAAAUGUCAAGCGAAGAAGUGUCAGUCGAGACAUCUUAUCUUGGUGCAUGAGUGAAUCAUCAGUGAAAUUUUCUGAUCAAAUUCAAGAUAAAUAUUCACCAAAUAGAUUUUCUUUUAAUGACCUUGCAAAAAAGAAUAUUUCAAGUGCAGAAUUAUAUCAAUGGUCAGUACCAAUUGAUACCAUUGAAGAAUAUCAAGAUUAUUUGAAAUCAAAUGACGUAUCUUUAAAAGAAAAACUUGUUUAUAAAUGUACAUUACCAAGAUUUGGAUCAAUGUGUCAAUAUAGUUUAUAUUAUUAUAAUCGACGUUAUAAAGCAAUAUAUGAAUUAAUUUCAAGUUGGCAUGAGCAAAUUGAUAUGACUUGUUAUACUCAUUUAAAAUGUAAUCGUGGUAAUGCACCAGCAUGUUUAGAUUGGUCGGAAAUUUGUGAUGGAAUAGUUCACUGCCUUGAUGGACCAUUUGAUGAAGAGCAUUGUUGGCAAUUAGAGUUGAUUGAAUGUGAAGACAAUGAAUUUAAAUGUCAUAAUGGACAAUGUAUACCGAAUGACUUUGUUCAAGAUAUGACAAGAAUUCCCGAUUGUCUUGAUGAAUCGGAUGAAAAAUUAUCAACGUCUGCAUCGACUGAACAUUCUCUUUAUGAUGAAGAUGAUCCGCCUUUUGGAUGGGAAGAUGUAAGAUGUGGAAGAUCAUUCUUAACAAGUAGUUGUAAUCCAGAACGUGCAAACCAACUUAUCAAAUCGAUAUUUUCAAUCAAAGAUACUUCGAUAUCGGAUGAAUGUUGGUUCGCUCUUCAAUGUUUGAUCGGUAUUCAAAACCAAGCGUUCGAUUGGAUUACCCUUGAUAUUAUUGUGGAACAAUGUUUACCUACGAUGAGAAAUGAAUGUCCAAGUAUCAUCAAUAUCCCUAAUGUUCCAAUAUUUUUCGGUCACGUUUAUACAUUUUACAAAAGGAACGAUUUAUUGCAUGACGGCAUUCAUGUAUUACCAUAUUUAUGUUCAAACAAAUCUUUUCAUGAUGGAUCACUUCAACUAGCUCCGGACAUGUCAUCAAACGACACGAAAUGUUUUAUCCCGCCACCACCUACAGCUUUUAUAGAUUUAGGUGGUUUAGUGCAAGAUUUUAGGUAUGAAUAUUUUAUGAAUGAUAUUUUCGCUCAGAUUCAAAAUAUCCAUCCGAUUAUUAAUUUUCCAUUACAUCAAUGUAACACAUCCAAUUUCUAUCAAUGUAGGAAUUCGUCGAAAUGUAUUUCAUUUCAUCGUUUAAAUGAUGGAAAAUCUGAUUGUAUCUAUAAUGAUGAUGAAGGUGAUUACCGUGAAGAUCCAGACGAUUCUUAUCAAAACUAUACUAGAAGAACAAUAUCUUUUCAAACGAUGUGUGAUGGUUUUGAAGAGCUAUAUCCAUUAGAAAUCGAUAAUGAAAAUCAUACAGAUGAAACUGAAUGUCAACUAUGGGAAUGUAAUAAUAUUUAUACUCGUUGUGAUGGAAUAUGGAAUUGCAGGAAUGGAAAAGAUGAAAUCGGUUGUGGUAUGUCAUCAACUAUAUAUAAUUGUUCUUUGGAUACAACAAUAUGUGUCACACUAGAUACUGUAGAAUUUUCAUGUUUAUCAAUUCAAAAGAUUAGCGAUGGACAUGUUGAUUGCCUCGGCGGUACUGAUGAAAUAGAACUGUGUCGGGAACAAUCGACAAGUAAAUUUUACUGUAUGAACACCAAUCCGCCUAAAUGUGUCUUUUCUGGUCAAUUGUGUAAUCGUGACAAAGAUUGUCCAUACGGAGAUGAUGAGUUCUUUUGUCAAAGAACACGAUCAAGUCCCGGUUUCUUUCUUGAUUGUGAAAAGACUGAUUUCGGAUCAGAACGUGAUAUUGAAAAAUUUUUUUGUUAUUCUUCUAUGUAUAUAUUCAAAAAACCGAGUAAGUAUUUUAAAAUUGACGGUUUCGAUCAAUCAUGGAAGGAAGAAAUAAUUAAAAAUGAAACAAUUCAAUAUGAUUUUUCUCAUGAUUAUUCAAGUUCAAUUUUACAAUUUGAUCAAGCUCGUUGUAAUCGUGGUGCUGAUUUACAUGUCUGGUUAAAUCAAUCAUCGAAUUCUUAUAUAAAUACUUGUCUUUGUCCACCAAGCCAUUACGGAAAUCAAUGUCAAUACCAAAAUCAACGAAUAAGUUUAGCAUUACGAUUUUAUGUCUCAUCUGAUUCAUGGAAAACUCCAUUGGCGAUAUUAGUCUUAUUAAUUGAUGAUACAAACCAACGAACCAUUCAUUCUUACGAACAACUCACUUAUCUAUCUGUAAGAGAUUGUAAAAUUAAAUUCGAUUUUCAUUUAUUUUAUUCAACUCGACCAAAAGAUUCUCAAAGAAAUUAUUCAAUUCAUAUUGAUAUUUAUGAAAAGUCUUCUCAAAAAUAUCGAACAAGUUUUCUUUAUCCAGUGAAAUUUUCAUUUCUACCAGUUCAUCGUUUGGCAUUCAUUGUCAAUAUUCCAUCAUCUGAUCAUUCUCAACAACAUAUCUGUUCAAAUAAUCCAUGUCAACAUGGAAAAUGUCAGAAAUACUUCAAUGACGAAGCAACAUUCUGUCAAUGUGAUCAAAACUGGUCCGGAAAAUAUUGUCAGAUUCACCAUAAUUGUAGUUGCUCAUCAAAUUCCCUAUGUAUUGGCAUGUUAAGUGAUAAUCGAUCGAUCUGUUUAUGUAAAGAAAAUCAAUUUGGUUCUCGGUGUUAUCUUCGUCAUCAAACUUGUGAUCAUUUUCCGUGUCAAAAUAAUGGCUCAUGUAUUUCAAAUGAUGAUUAUAUGUUAUCGGAUACGAACAAAUAUUUUUGUAUCUGUUCAAAAGGUUUUAGUGGUGAUCGAUGUCAAAUAAUUGAUAAUCAAUUGGAUUUCAUAUUCAAUAAUGAUAUACAAUUAACUCAGUCAGUUUUUAUUCAUUUUAUAAGAAUUACUCCUUACGACGAAUUCAAACUAGAAAUUCCACCAAAGUCACCACAUAGAUCAACAGCAUUACAAACAAUAUCCCAAUCAACAAAUUCAGUUAGAAUUUAUUGGUCACAACCAUUUCAUUUAAUUUUUAUCGAAACAUUAAACAAAAUUUUUUAUUUAGCUUUCCUUCAAUCAAAUUAUACACACUCGACAAAAAUAAUUCAAAGAAUUGAUUCAUCGCAUCGUUGUUUAUCAAUUAAUCAAUUAGUCAAUGAAACAUUUUCUCAAUUGCAUCUUCUUCGUCGAAUGAAAUCUUAUCAUUUCGUAUGUCAAAAAUAUUCACCCAGUUUGUUAUGUUUUCGUGAUGAUAUACAUCUUUGUUUAUGUUAUAAUUAUACAGGAAAACGUUUAGCAAAUUGUUUUAACUUUGAUUACAACAAAAAGUUUGACUGUUCUGGACAAAGUGCUUGUAAAAAUGGAGGCCUAUGUUUUCAAGAUUCACCCGAUUGUCCGAAACGUUUUAUUUGUUCUUGUCAUUCAUGUUAUUACGGAUUGCAAUGUCAAUUCAGUACAAGUGAAUUUGGUUUAUCUUUAGAUGCAAUUCUAGCUUAUCACAUUAUUCCAAAUGUGAAUCUUUCUUAUCAACCAAUAAUUGUUAAAAUAAGUUUUUCAUUAACAAUUGUUUUUUUCAUUAUCGGAAUGAUCAAUGGUUUUCUGUCACUAAUUACAUUUCAAAAUCCAAGUGUACGCGAAAUUGGCUGUGGAAUUUAUUUAUUUGGUUCAUCAGUAACAACAUUAUUUACAAUGAUUAUGUUUGCUUUGAAAUAUUUUAUUUAUCUUUCAAUACAAAUGUUAUUUUUAUCAAACCAGUCGUUUCUCAAAGUUCAAUGUUUUUCAAUUGAUUUUCUUGUUCGAAUUGGUUUGAAUAUGGAUCAGUGGUUAAACGCAUGUGUUGCAUUAGAAAGAGCAAUUACAGUUGUUCAAGGUGCUCAAUUCAAUAAAAAGAAAAGCAAGGAAUUAGCAAAAAAAGUGAUUCCUACUCUUUUGAUUUUCAUUAUUUUAACAUCAAUUCAUGAUCCAAUUUAUCGACGUUUAACUGAAGAAGAAAAUGAAACCGAUGAUACAAAAAGAAUCUGGUGUAUUACCAAUUAUUCAUCAAAAUUACAAACGUAUAAUCGAAUUGUCAAUACAUUUCAUUUCUUUGUUCCAUUUUUUAUUAAUUGCAUUUCAUCAAUUACUUUAAUAGUAAAAAAAUCUCAUCAGCAAUUACAUCUUCAUGGAAGAAAACAACCUUAUACAGAUAUUUUACGUCAACAACUUCGAGAACAUCAACGUUUAUUAAUUGGGCCUGUUGUUUUAGUUCUUCUUGCAUUACCACGUCUAAUUCUUACGUAUUUAUCAAAAUGUAUGAGUUCCCAACGAGAUUCAUUGUUAUUCCUUUUUGGAUAUUUCAUUUCAUUUAUUACAGUAAUGAUUACCUUUCUCAUAUUUGUUAUUCCAUCAGAAUUUUAUCGAAAAGAAUAUAAAAAAUCAAUGACACAAUAUCAAGAACGAAUUCGAAAACAUAUUCAUCGAGCAUUUUGA